UUUAAUGAGUGUUACUGGACCAGUGAUCAGAAUUCCCAAAUGUUGUGUUGUCGUAGUCGACGCUGUUAUAAAUAGAUGGCGUGGAGGGAAGCAAGAGUCAGAGCAGACACUGGAGCCCAUUACUCUAAUCAGAGUUGUAAGCACAGCACAGGUAACAUUUGAAGAUUUGAAAAGUGUGAAUAAUUUGCUCUCUGAUCAUGGAUAAUGUUUCUGUUGUAAGAAUGUUCACUCUCUCAGGGAUAAAUGAGACAUUGAAUUACAGAGUUGCUAUCUUUUCCCUCACUUUACUGUACUACUGUGUGGUUUUGUUUGUUAAUAUGUCUCUCGUCAUGAUCAUCAUCUUAGAUGACACCCUGCAUGAACCAAUGUACAUCCUAUUGGGCAGUUUUUGCAUUAAUGGACUUUAUGGGACCACAGGUUUCUUCCCAAAGUUCCUCUUAGAUCUGCUGACUUCUUCUCAGCAAAUUUCAUAUGAAGGAUGCCUUUUACAGGCUUUUGUCAUGUAUUCAUUUGCUUGCUGUGAUUUGUCCAUUCUAGCAGUUAUGGCUUACGACAGAUAUCUGGCUAUAUGUCAACCACUGCACUACCACUCUGUCAUGACAAAGAGGAGGCUCUCUCAGCUGAUAUGUUUCUCCUGGCUAACACCUUUCUGUAUUUUCUCCGUCAAUGUUCUGCUAACGUCAAGACUAAAGUUAUGUGGUACAAACAUUAAGAGACUGUUAUGUGUCAACUGGAUAAUUGUUAAGCUUGCUUGCUCUGAAGCAGACUCCUUUGCAAACAAGGUAGCUGCAUAUUUUACAAUUGUCAUUUAUGUGUCUCAUGGGUUUUUCAUAAUUUGGACUUAUAUGCAUAUUAUUAGAUCUUGUGUGAGGUCCAAAGAAGACAGGGUGAAGUUUAUGCAGACAUGUGUGCCCCAUUUGACCUCUUUAGUCACAUUUCUUGUUGUAAUAGUGUUUGAUUUGAUGCAUAUGCGAUUUGGCUCCACAAAUUUACCUCAAAGCCUUGAAAACUUUAUCGGUAUAGGAUUUCUGCUUAUUCCUCCUGUGAUGAAUCCUCUAAUAUAUGGAUUUAAACUGACCAAAGUACGAAACAGAAUUUUAGGUUUAGUGUAUGUUGAAGGAAAAUAA
Cottoperca gobio is the source of this 1127-nucleotide messenger RNA. RefSeq names its product olfactory receptor 11H6-like. The transcript has a single exon. Lineage: Eukaryota; Metazoa; Chordata; Actinopteri; Perciformes; Bovichtidae. Bases 198 to 1127 code for a protein of 309 amino acids. Gene Ontology annotation, molecular function: olfactory receptor activity; G protein-coupled receptor activity; odorant binding. Gene Ontology annotation, cellular component: membrane. Gene Ontology annotation, biological process: detection of chemical stimulus involved in sensory perception of smell; G protein-coupled receptor signaling pathway. The record is from RefSeq and is a predicted model, not a curated record.